AUUUAUUACAAAUCCAAAAAAAGUAGUUGGAUUUGUUUUUGCUAAGAUGUGUAAGCACAGUAAUGUUAAAUGUCCAGUUCCUGCUGGAACUGAAAUUACUGCCACAGUGCCAGUUCUGAUACCAGACGCUUUAAAAAGUAAAGAAGGCUAUCAAAUUUUUGUUGAUCUUCCGGAUUUAGAUGCUUGUGCAGUUGCGGCAGUUGGCGGCUCAAGUCAAUAA
This is a messenger RNA of Racocetra persica, 220 nucleotides long. The record is from the annotation of a GenBank genome assembly. NCBI's taxonomy places the organism in Eukaryota, Fungi, Glomeromycota, Glomeromycetes, Diversisporales, Gigasporaceae.